Molecule: messenger RNA, 710 nt
Organism: Ictalurus furcatus (blue catfish)
Lineage: Eukaryota; Metazoa; Chordata; Actinopteri; Siluriformes; Ictaluridae
Gene: cript
Product: cysteine-rich PDZ-binding protein
Exons: 5
Coding region: 171-476 (101 amino acids)
Biological process (GO): cytoplasmic microtubule organization
Cellular component (GO): dendrite
Molecular function (GO): PDZ domain binding; microtubule binding
Source: RefSeq, a predicted model, not a curated record
GAAUUUUGUUGAUUUGUAGUGUUUGCGCGCAGUUAGGACUUUUAUUUUAAAAGCUGAGAGUGUGUUGUGUCGUCUUCAGCUUCAGUCCAUAGUCUGUGUUUUCACGGUCUUGUUUCUUUCUUUUCUUUUUUUUUUUAAAGGCCUUCGGCUUUGUUUUACAGCUUUGCACAAUGGUUUGUGAGAAAUGUGAGAAGAAACUUGGCCGAGUUAUCACUCCUGAUACCUGGAAAGAUGGUGCAAGAAAUACGACAGAGAGUGGCGGACGGAAGAUCAACGAAAAUAAAAUGUUGACCUCAAAAAAGGCCAGGUUCGACCCCUAUGGGAAGGCAGGGUUUUCCACGUGCAGAAUAUGCAAAAGCUCUGUCCACCAGUUUGGGUCACACUACUGUCAGGGAUGUGCUUACAAAAAAGGGAUCUGUGCUAUGUGUGGCAAGAAGGUUCUGGACACCAAGAACUACAAACAGACCUCAGUGUGACUGACACAUUUGGAUAUAUCAAAUCUUUUAGAGAGUUUAGAGAGGGUUGUGUAGAAAAACUCCUCUUUAUACCAGACAGUUGAUUUAGUGGCCUAUCAGUUUCUGGUGGUGUUCGUGUUAUUGUUCAGCCCAGUAGUGCAGUUUUAUAUAACUGUACCAAAGCUGGAUAUAUGUUGUUGAUGUUUUUUCCUCAAUAGAUUACUUUAAAGCAAUAUAGCAACUUGCACUGUUUGG